GCUCAGCCUCAGGGCGACAGAUGGAGAGAACGAGGCGGAGGAGGUGAAGGUGUCCCGUCUGCAGAUGGAGGGAGAAACUCCUCCCGAACACAAGUGUCCUGCCGUGUGCGACAGUCUUCACAGCUCCAUCCAUGACAAAGAAAACAGUCCAAUGAUGAGAGCUGUGCUGUGUUCCCAGGUGUGUAAGGUGUACAGGUUUCUGAGGGAGGAUCAAAGAUGGCUGCUGGUUCGGGAACAGAUGUCGGAGACGCCACUCUCUUUCUCUCUCCCCAAACAGCUGCUGAGCACGCUCAUACGCAGCUACACCAGCAGGAUCCAGGAAGUGAAGGAGCUCGGCGACCUCCCCCCCCACUGGGAUGGUCUCCGCCGCGACGUCAUCGACCACUGCACCCACCUGAUCGCCUGUUACCAGGCAACGCUCGCCGAGCUCGAAAAACUCCCAGACUCGUCCUGCUUCAAGUCGAGCAGCAGGAAAUCAGACAAGCACCUCCAGUUCGUCCCGACCAACCUGCACUCUCAGAGGAUGGAGGUCACCUGUCCAAACAGCGCAGGUUCGUCCUCUGCUUUAUCUUUUCCCCGAUGUCCCUCUUAUCGGCCCGAUGUCCCUCUUAUCGGCCUGAUGUCCCUCUUAUCCGCCUGA
Messenger RNA from Etheostoma cragini (Arkansas darter), 640 nucleotides. Its product is annotated as type II inositol 3,4-bisphosphate 4-phosphatase-like. Bases 65 to 640 code for a protein of 191 amino acids. NCBI's taxonomy places the organism in Eukaryota, Metazoa, Chordata, Actinopteri, Perciformes, Percidae. Gene Ontology annotation, molecular function: phosphatidylinositol-3,4-bisphosphate 4-phosphatase activity. The transcript has 7 exons. Gene Ontology annotation, cellular component: cytoplasm. The record is from RefSeq and is a predicted model, not a curated record.